UGUUUGGUUGUUCAUCCCGCUGUUGCCUUCUAGUUUGUGCUUGAGUGAUCAAGUGUUUUGUGAAGGGCUUGUCAUGAGCCAUUUUGUGACUCUUCAUGUUUUCGAUGUCAGACUGCAGCCAACGGAAAUGGAGACCCUGGAUCUGCUGAGGAACUGUUUGGUGUGCAAGUGGGACCUGAGGAGGAGAGACCCCAGGAUGCUACCUUGCCUUCAUUCCUUCUGUAAGGACUGUCUUCCGGAUUUGAUUCAGGGAUACAGCUAUAUUCCCACUCAGUAUGAAGUUCUGUAUGAAGGUAUCCUUUCCUGUCCUGUGUGCAAACAGACCUGCUUUGCAAGGGAUGUAGUUGAGAAUUUCUUCCUCAAGGACUUUUCGACUGGUGAUUCAGCCAUGGCAAAGAGCUGCUCCAUGUGUAAAGAGAAGAGACCUGCUCACAGUCUCUGUACCAGAUGCAAUAAGUGGCUGUGCAGCUCAUGUACAGAGGAGCACAGACAUGGCAAGGAAACUGGAGACCGCUUCCUGUCUGUAUCCCUGAAAGGCUGCACAGCAACUGAAGAUGAAGCAAGCGAGUUUUCCUUAUUUUGUCCAGUGCACACUCAAGAGCCACUCAGGCUGUUUUGUGAGACCUGCGACACCCUGACCUGCCGCAGCUGCCUUCUGGCAGAGCAUAAGGAACACAGGUUCAGACAUCUUGAGGAAGCUCUGCAAAACCAGAGAGUUAUUCUGGAAAAUGUUGUAACCAAAGUGGAAGAGAAAAAAAGUGGGAUUCAGGUUUCAGCUAAACAGAUUGAAGACAGGUUGCUUGAAGUAAAACAUUUGUACAAAAAAGUAGAAAACCAAAUAAAAAUGGCCAAGGUGGUUCUGAUGAAUGAAAUCGAUAAACGAACAAACAUCCUUCUUGAACAACUUGAAAAGAUCACCAGUGAAAGGAAGCAGAAAUUGGAGCAACAACUGCAAGGCGUUGUGGUUUUAGGCAGACAGGUAGAACAUGUUCAGAACUUCAUCAGCUGGGCCGUGUGCAGUAAAAGCAGCAUCCCAUUUCUCUUCAGUAAAGAACUGAUUGUAUUUCAGAUCCAGCGUUUAUUAGAGACAAACUGUAACACAGACAUAGGCCCUCCUCUGAAGAUCAGAUUCACCUGGGAUCCCUCCUAUUGGACUAAACAACUAUCCAAUAUGGGAGGUUUCACAAUGGAAGGUGGACACAUUUCUCACUCAGAUAUGCUACUCUGUGGAAAUGUUCAAGGGUUACAAACCUCUUUGUAUCAUGGGCACCAUUCAUCAGCACCACAGCUGGAGCCCGUGAAUAGCCAGGCACAUCCAUUUCCACCCGCAGUUCAGUGUUCUGCACCUGUGUGUUGCUCACACUGCCUCAGCAUUCCACACCCAGACAAAGCUCAGCCUUCUUACCAGGACAUAAACCACCAUAAAAAUUUUCGACAACCUCCCGAAAUGCAUCAGCAGCACUUCCCUCUGCAGUACAGCCUGCAGCAGCAACAUGACAAAGAGCAAAGGGGUGCCCCCCAGCCCGUGAAGCUGACGCAGUCAGGGCUGGAACAGCAGUCGCGGUCCGAGCCGGAGAAUGCAUCUGGGAGGAUGGGGAAGCACUUACCACCCCAGCAGCUGCAGCAAACUGCACCCCUGGGUUAUGCUGUUGUGUCCCAUGAGGCUCAGCAAGUUCACCCGAGCCACCCACAGCCGUUCCGCACACAGGCUUCCCUGCAGGCAUCGGCUGGGCAAGCGCAACUCGGUCACCUCCAGAAGAUAAAAUCCAACCACUCGCUGCAGCCGCCCCCACAGCAGCAGCAGCUGCCUCUGCCAUCACCACCAUCAGGUCAGAGUGAGAGCACCCACAAGCAAGUCAUCCAACAGAGCCUGGACAUCAUGCACCACCAGUUUGAACUGGAAGAGAUGAAAAAGGAUCUGGAACUUCUUCUUCAGGCCCAGGGACAGUCCAGCUUGCAGCUGAACCAAGCCAAGCCACCUCAGCACGUUCAACAGACCAUAGUUGGUCAAAUCAACUACAUAGUAAGGCAGCCAGCCCCAGUGCAGCAACAAAGCCAGGAUGAAGCACAUGUCUCUGAGAGCUCCACAGAACCUGAUGCCCAGAAGCCUGCCAUUUCUCUUGACAAAAGUGAUAGUCCUUUCCUGUCACAGUCACUAGAUGAAGAAGCCAGUGUCAGCAGUCACUCCCCUGCAAGCACACUCCAGCAAUCAGCUUUCCAUCCAGUCAGAAAGCAUUCAGCAUCCUUAAGCAUCGUGGGCUUUUCAAACGGUUUGGAAAUGGAAUUACCUCCAACAAGGCUUUCUAGCUCGGCUGAUCCACAGGUGAAAGGUGCAGCUGCUGUAACACUUGGCCCGUCCCCAAAUGCCCUUUGUGACUGUGAUGCUCCACCAGAACCAGUGCCCAGCUACAGCCUGGCGUUGGGCAGGGCUCCAAGUGACCUGAGCCCUGGGAAUCCUGCUGGCUUCACACCAGGUGAUGCACUGCAGGGCAGCACCAAAUGCAAGCUGGAAAAUGAAGACUUCAAUACUGUAGACUGUCUUCUAGAAAACAGCUUGGCUACUGCUGGGCAAGAUGUAGUUAAUGAAUUAACUCUUUCUAUGCAAAAAGUGAUGGAAGAACCUAUUAAUCUUUCAAUCAAAAAAUCUCAACAUUGCACUUCUCCUUCUGAACUGCUCAGCGACAGUGUUUUCCUGCCUGUGAAUGCCAGAAUGAGACAACUUAGAAGCGAAGAAGAUUCCAAUGACUGUGAAAAGGAACAUUUUGAAAUGGAUAUGAAAAGCAAUCAGAAUGUCAGAGCUGGCCCGAAGGAGCAGAAGAUUCCCUUUGUGCGACUGGAACGGCUGAAAAUAUGCGCAUCAGAAGUGGGGGAGCUGCCGGUGUUUAAGCUCCAGCCACAGGACAAUGAGCAGGAGGGCAAUUUCCUCCUCGUAAUUGAAUGUGGGACACGGUCUUCAAGUAUGUCUAUAAAGAUAAAUAAAGAUAGUCCACCUGAAGGACUGCAGUCCAAAGAGGAAAACUCAGAGGACAGGAAAUUUCUCAUAUCCCAGGCUGCAGGACAGACACCAUCUCCCCCUGUAGAUGCUCUGUCUGUUGAUCAGAAGCUCAGCAAUGGCGUCUCCAGCAUGAAAAAAUCUCCAGUUACUCAGGAAGUCAGCCCAAUUGAAAAUGAGGAUUUCUGUGCUGUGUGUCUUAAUGGAGGAGAACUGUUGUGCUGUGAUCACUGCCCCAAGGUCUUCCAUCUCUCCUGCCAUGUUCCAGCCCUGCUCAGCUUUCCAGUAGGAGAGUGGGUGUGCACCCUUUGCCGUAAUCCAGUGAAGCCUGAGGUAGAAUAUGACUGUGAAAACACACGCUACAGCCACAGCUAUAAUGUACAAUAUGGCCUUGAUGACUGUGAUCAGAAGAAGUGUGAAAAGCUGGUGCUUUCCCUGUUCUGCAGUAAUAUGAGCCUCCCGUUCCAUGAACCUGUCAGUCCCCUGGCUCGGCAUUAUUAUCAGAUCAUCAAAAGGCCAAUGGAUUUGUCAACCAUACGAAAAAAGCUGCAGAAGAAGGACAAAUCCCACUAUGCUGCACCUGAGGAGCUUGUGACUGACGUGCGUCUCAUGUUUUGGAACUGUGCAAAGUUCAAUUAUCCAGAUUCAGAGGUUGCUGAGGCUGGACGAUGCCUGGAUGAAUUCUUUGAGGACAAACUGAAGGAGAUUUAUCCAGACAGGCAUUUUCCUUCAAUGCAACAAGAUGACUCUGAUUCUGAAGAAGUGGAGAGUCAGAACAGCAAAAUGCCGCCCCAGGAUUUUCAGUGGCCGUCGUACGGGCAGGAGUGCCUUCAGCCCAAAAGGAAACGGCGCCAUGCUGUAAGAUUGCAAAAGCAAAAGCAUUUGCUUGCUAAGUGGCCACCCUGCUAAUUCUGUUUACAGAUACUGAUGGGAAGUUUUGACAGGGCUGUGUGGGAAAACUGUCAAGAUUGUAUCACAGAUAUGUGAUCAGUGCUACAAUUUUGUGUCAAGAUCCUCUGAGUGGAAUAAAGUGUCAGCUGUGUAUAAGUGUGCGAUCGAGAACAAAUGAAGCCUCUCAGGCCACACAGUUAUCUUCCUAGCAGAAAACUGUCAAGACUUCUAAAAAGACCAAGCCCUUUAGCUAUUCACUAUCUGUUUCCUUUGUACACAGGAAAGUGAAAAAACUAAAAGAAUGAUGUUUCAGCCAGCUAACAGCCUUCCUCAGGUAUGACCUCCUCAAGAGAUGAGAUUUGCUAUGAGGAAUCCAGAAGCAUAACUGACAGAGUUAAGGUGUGUGGGAGGAAAGCAAAGCACUCGGGCUGUUUAUUUAAACUCUCCUAUUCUGCUGACCAUAUGCCUUAUUUCUAGAUCUUGUGGAUAGAUAACAGAUCCAAAAUGUUUGAAUCUGUCCAUAUUCAAUCUGUUAAAUCACAUAUAUGUUUUGCAGUGUUUACACUGAAGUACUAAUGUUUUGAUCAUAGUUAACGAUGAAUAAUAAUAAAAAUAACAUACUAAUAAUAUCUAAUACUGCAGUACCAUUUUAUAAUCUGUUCAAUGUGACAUCUCUGUUUUAUAGAGCACAGGUAACCAUGUAAUAAUCUUGCAACCUCAGUGUGAAUGUUGGCCAUGCUUCAUGGUAAAUACAUGUAGUCAUUAAGGCUGUAAUCCUGUUGUCUUAUUCAAUGAUUUUUCUGGGAGCUUGACUGCUCAAAGCUUAUGAGAUACAGUAUAAUGUGAUUAUCUGAUUAGCUGUUUCUUUUGAAGCAGAGCAUUUUUAUUAAAUCAUGAAAGAGCAAGUGCUAAUGCUAGGGCUCUGUGUGAACUGUUUCUGAGUGCAUACUGGAUGCUCUGUUUGCAAGGCAUGAUUCUUUUGGAAUCUAAUUCAUGCUUGGUAAAGCAGUGUGGGAUUUCUUGGGUCUCAAAGGUAGCAUUUUUAUACAACACAAGCCAGUUGUUUUUCUAUAAAGCAGAUAUUGGAAUUCGGUAAAUUAACUAUGCAGUGAAUUACAUGGUUAUAGAAGUGCCUAUAAAAUGAUGUCAUAUAUUUCUGAUUUUCUCUUUACUUAUUUCUUGUAGUUGUGAUUACCAGCAGUACUAUAGAAGAUGAUGAGAAUGUAUAUAUGUAGAAGCUCAAACAGAAUGAAAGGAUGUCUAAGCUGAGGAGGUUUUUUGCUAAAUUUCACAAUGUAUUGGCAGAACACCACCAGGAGCAAAUUUAGAGUUCACUUGAACAAAGGUUGCAUGAAAUUAUAUAAAGUCUUAAAGGUUGGAUAGGUAACAUGACAUCACACCUGAACAGGGUGAUAAGCCUGCAAGUUGCUUCCCAGCUCUUCCAGAAGCAGGUGAGCCACAUUUUUGCAUGGCCAAUGCUUUCUUCAUGUGUGUGAGGGGUAUCUUCCUCCUUGAAACUCUGCCUAAUCUGGGCUGAAGUCCAACUCUGAGAGAGGAAGUUGUUGCAGAUCUCAAAAGCAAUUAAAGUUCAUUUUAAUUAGGUUCCUGUAAAUAAAGAUGAUAUUUUCAGCAUAGUUUAUAUGGGCUAUUUGGUCUGCUAACCAUGUAUGUUAUUUUAGAUAACACUUUAAAGUAAAGGUUUAUAUAUGAAAUAAUAAGACAUGAAUGUUAUAUUCUACUCUGUGUGACUUACUGUUUGUUGUUAACGGUAGUGAGCCAAUGUUUUCUCUUCUUUGAAGAAAUGAAAAUCUGGAUAUUAUAAACUGACUGGAAAACUGUGAGAUGAAGAGACAGCCUUUUCAUUUUCUAUAUAUGAAUUCGUAUAUGUUUGCUUUCUGUCUCCUGUUCUCAAAACAGUAUCUUGGCACAGGGAAAUGAGUGCAGGUUUGUCACUGAAUUAAUCACCCUUAUCUGUGCUACAGGUGUCACUUUUUCUCAGUUCUCCACCAAAGACCUAUCUGUUUUUUACUGUUAAUAGUGCAAAAAUGAUAUGCUGUCUAGCUUUCAUCUAGGGGCAGUUCUAGAAAUGGGAGAGACUAUUGACAACUUCCUCUUUUCCUGGAAGAGCAGAGUCAAUGAGAGCCUCCUUCUAUUUCUUAAAGGCUGUUUGUUAACUGUACCAUUAGUUUUGGAGAACAUAUGUUUAUAAUAAAAUUCAUAGAGGAUAUAUUAUGCUUCUAUUAAAAAUAGAAAUUUGCCAGUUUGUAACCAUAUAUGAGAUAUCCUUUGUGUGUGUGCUGGCAGGACUCUAUGACCUAAGCACUCUUAAGGCUAACUUUGAUUCCAAUUGCUUCACUAAGACAUAGUAACUGUUAAAAAAAAGCAGCCUUGUAAACUUCAUGUCAUGUUGGUAAGCAGAAGGAAACCUGAACUCAUACGCAUGACUUUCAAAUACAGUUCUCUGGGUCACCAACUUCACAACACAGUGCAUGUCAUAACAAUGUUAUUCAUCUUGGAUGUUGCCUUAAAAUUGCUGGCUUGUGGUGUUCCCACUGCUGGACACCAUACCACCAGCACCCAUAAAUUCUUGGGGAGUUUAUCCUGUCAAAGUCCAGUUGCAGACUGGUAACAGCACUGGCCAUUAUGAAAGGAAGGGUGUCUCUUCUAAAAUCCAAAGCCCAUGUGGCCCAAAAGAGAAGUGAUAGAUUAUGUAGUUACCUUUUCUUCUAUCACACAUCCUGUUUCACAAUCCAGAAUGCGUAGGAAGAGAAGCAAGGAGGAACACCUGAAGUUUUCCCAUGGAAGUAAGUAUAGCAGAAACAAAUGCCAGCAACACCAUGGAAACACCAGCAAAUUCACUAGGUCCUGCAAAUGUAACCAAGGGCUAUGUGUUAUGAGUUACAUGUAGAAUGGGAAAAUCCAUUCUGUAUUUAAAUAGUUGGAAAAGAGAUUAAUUCAGUAAUAGGUCUGUUAAAUAAGAAAUUUGAAUUUCAUUCCCCUACAGACAGUUUCAAAGACAUACUUCAUCCAGUAUCGUGACAGAAUGGCAUUACAGUUAAUACAAACAGGUGUUUAACAAUACAGAUUAAUGAAUGACUGCAUGUUUAUAUGUGUAAUGUGCAUCACUGAACAAUAAAAUAUGUGAAAUGCA
Pseudopipra pipra is the source of this 7034-nucleotide messenger RNA. It is a transcript of the gene TRIM66, whose product is annotated as tripartite motif containing 66. NCBI's taxonomy places the organism in Eukaryota, Metazoa, Chordata, Aves, Passeriformes, Pipridae. Gene Ontology annotation, cellular component: chromatin. The coding region runs from base 74 to 3901 and encodes 1275 amino acids. The transcript has 19 exons. Gene Ontology annotation, molecular function: zinc ion binding; protein binding. The record is from RefSeq and is a predicted model, not a curated record.